Messenger RNA from Merops nubicus (carmine bee-eater), 393 nucleotides. It is a transcript of the gene NPPC, whose product is annotated as natriuretic peptide C. The transcript is spliced from 2 exons. The record is from RefSeq and is a predicted model, not a curated record. Gene Ontology annotation, cellular component: extracellular region. Gene Ontology annotation, molecular function: hormone activity; hormone receptor binding. Bases 1 to 393 code for a protein of 130 amino acids. Lineage: Eukaryota; Metazoa; Chordata; Aves; Coraciiformes; Meropidae.
AUGAAACUUCUUUUUUACCCUGGAUUCCUUCUGCUGCUUAUUGUCAGUCAAAACCAGGGAAGGGCCAGGCCCAUUGCCAGCUUGCAGAGCCUCUCCAAACUGCUGGAUGAGGACCUGGAGCAUCCCUUGGUCUCAGAAGAGAGGAACCAUGAGCAAGAUGACAUGAUCCCAAGAGGCACCUUUGAGGAGCAAGACACUGAAUUCCAGUGGACCCAGAGCACCAGGGACCAGCCCGAGAGCAUGUCCAUGGGUGAUGGUGCUGUCCAGAGGUUCUUCAGUGACCUCCUGGGUCUACCCCGAAGAUAUCGAAGCAGAAGCAAAAAGGGCCUCUCCAGGGGCUGUUUUGGUGUCAAGCUGGACAGAAUUGGGUCACUGAGUGGCCUGGGAUGCUAA